Molecule: messenger RNA, 450 nt
Organism: Adineta ricciae
Lineage: Eukaryota; Metazoa; Rotifera; Eurotatoria; Adinetida; Adinetidae
Source: the annotation of a GenBank genome assembly
AUGGAACCAAUUAAAAACGCUCUGUCACAAGCUGGUGAUUUAGUGCAACAAGUUGCACAUACAGUUGUUGAUGCAAUUCGUGGUACAGACAAUGAACAGGCAUCGAAAGACAACGAUGAUAAACCGAAAACUGAGCAGAAUAUUGAUAGUAAGCAAAAAAAAUUCGAUAAGGAACAAGAUAGCUCCAUCCAAAAAAGUGAAAUCACAACGCCACCUGGUGGUUAUCAAGAUUCUGCACAACAAAGUGAUGCAAAAGUCCUGGCAACAUCAUGGCCUGAUCUAGUCGGUAAAUCACGUCAUGAUGCCGAAGAAUACAUUAAAGCUAGAGGCUAUUCGAAUAUCAAGGUUAUGAAAAAAGGCACAUCAUCAACCACGGAGCAUGAUGAAUCACGGGUGAUUUUAUUUGUUGACGAUAAUGAUGUUAUCGUUGAAGAGCCCAAAGUUGGUUAA